Messenger RNA from Racocetra persica, 147 nucleotides. The record is from the annotation of a GenBank genome assembly. NCBI's taxonomy places the organism in Eukaryota, Fungi, Glomeromycota, Glomeromycetes, Diversisporales, Gigasporaceae.
GCACAACCAGGACUUGUGGUGGGAGCACAACCAGUACUUGUAGCAGGGUACAACUAGUACUUGUGGUGAAGGCACAACUAGGACUUGUGGACUUGCAGUGGGAACCACAUGGACUUGCAUUGGGAACCAGCAGUGGUAGCACUACCA